GAUAUAGACAUCUUGAGACAAUAGACCAGCCAUUUUCUUGGGAUGCCGAGGCCACCCGUUUUAGGAUUUCCUCCGUGCGGCUCAAAACCGCUACUGAAUCUUGUGUUUGUAUGUAACACAUGAAUCAGUUAUUUCUCACACACAUAGUGUACAACCCAUACAAAUAAAUAAAUAAAUAAUAGUGUACAAAACUCUUCCAAUUUUUUUGAAAAGAAAAACGCUAAGUUUUGCUUUAUUCAAGAGCAUUUGUGUCUCUUAGACUGCCACCAACGGCAAUGACCACAUUAAACAAUAACUCCUUGAAUCGCCAUUUGUCAGAGGAGGAGGCGUCUCAGUUCCCUCAUUGGUAUUCACCCGAAACAGGCAUUUGCAAUAGUAUACACCCCUCAAGACACCUCCCAUCAGACCCUUUUCUUGAUGUUGUUUCUUUCAUCUUCUCAGACCAACACAAUGGGGUUUCAGCUCUCAUUGAUUCUUCAACUGGGUAUUCAAUAUGCUACCCACAACUCUACCGGUUGGUCCAGUCUAUGGCCUCUGGUCUCCAUUCUAUGGGUAUCUCCAAAAACGAUGUCGUUUUGGUUAUGCUACCAAACUCCAUUUACUAUCCGGCUAUCUUGCUUGGAGUCCUGUACCUUGGUGGUGUUGUCACAACAAUGAACCCUCUUAGCAGUAAGACUGAAAUAAGGAAACAAGUUACUGACUCCAAGGCUUGUCUUGGUUUUGCUCAGUCUGGGAAAGUCGAGUUCUUGCAUGAGUUGGGAGUUACUCCAAUUGAGGUACCUGAAAAUUUCAACUUGGAUUUGAACUGGGGUCGUUUUUCAUCUUUCUCUAAGCUUAUUUCAGGUGAAUUUGAUUUGGUUCCAAGGCCAUUGAUUAGGCAGCAAGAUACAGCUGCAAUAAUGUAUUCUUCAGGCACCACAGGUGCUAGCAAAGGUGUUGUGUUAACUCAUAGAAAUUUCAUGGCCAUGGUUGAGCUUUUUGUGAAGUUUGAGGCUUCACAAUAUCAAUACUCAAGUUUGAAGAAUGUGUAUAUAGCCAUUCUGCCAAUGUUUCAUAUAUAUGGGAUGUCUCUUUUUGUAAUGGGACUUUUUUCUUUGGGCUCCACCAUUGUUGUUAUGAAGAAAUUUGAUAUCAACGAGGUAGUGAAGGCCAUAGAAAGAUUUGGGGUGACACACUUCCCUGCUGUACCACCAAUAUUAACAGCCUUGACAAAGACCGCAAAGACUGUUAAUGGAGAAAAAUUUCAGAGUUUGAAGCAGGUUUCAAGUGGGGCAGCACCUUUAAGCAGAAAACUCAUAGAGGACUUUGUGGAGAUCUUUCCUCAUGUUGAUUUCAUUCAGGGGUAUGGCAUGACGGAAUCUACUGCAGUAGGGACCCGUGGCUACAAUACUAAGAAGUUUCAUAAUUUUUCUUCAAUAGGAUUUUUAGCGCCCAAUAUGCAAGCCAAAGUGGUGGAUUGGACUACUGGGUCCUUCUUGCCUCCCGGUAGUAGUGGUGAACUUUGGUUAAGGGGGCCAGCAGUUAUGAAAGGAUACUUGAAUAACGCAGUGGCAACUAUGUCCACAAUAGACAAGGAUGGUUGGCUACGUACUGGAGACAUUGUUUACUUUGACCAAGAUGGAUUUUUGUAUAUAAUUGAUCGGCUGAAAGAGAUUAUCAAAUACAAAGGCUUUCAGAUUGCUCCUGCGGAUUUGGAGGCUGUGUUAAUUUCCCACCCUGAGAUACUUGAUGUUGCCGUGGCAGCUGCAAAAGAUGAAGAAUGUGGGGAAAUACCAGUGGCAUUUGUGGUUAGGAAGAAUGGAAGCUUGCUCUCAAAGGAAGUUGUUAUGGACUAUGUCGCUAGACAGGUUGCACCCUACAAGAAAAUCAGAAAGGUGGUGUUUACACAUUCGAUUCCAAAAUCUGCAGCUGGGAAGAUCCUUCGGAGGGAACUUGGGAAACUUCUGACUUCUAGGCUCUAAGAGCUUACUUUUGUUAUUAUUAAAAUUUUCUCAAUACUUACAUGAUUGUAAAAACGAUAUAUUGAUUCAAAAAUUGUAAUACCUAUUGUUUUCUGGAUUAACAAUGAAGCAGUGAUCAUUGAAUUUGA
Messenger RNA from Cannabis sativa, 2089 nucleotides. RefSeq names its product 4-coumarate--CoA ligase-like 6. Gene Ontology annotation, biological process: ubiquinone biosynthetic process. The transcript is spliced from 6 exons. The record is from RefSeq and is a predicted model, not a curated record. The coding region runs from base 276 to 1961 and encodes 561 amino acids. Gene Ontology annotation, cellular component: peroxisome. Lineage: Eukaryota; Viridiplantae; Streptophyta; Magnoliopsida; Rosales; Cannabaceae. Gene Ontology annotation, molecular function: CoA-ligase activity.